Molecule: messenger RNA, 5040 nt
Organism: Talaromyces atroroseus
Lineage: Eukaryota; Fungi; Ascomycota; Eurotiomycetes; Eurotiales; Trichocomaceae
Exons: 9
Coding region: 1-5040 (1679 amino acids)
Source: RefSeq, a predicted model, not a curated record
AUGGUGACAAGACGCAUCCCAAGUCCCCUGAACAAGGAUUUCGAACAGCUGGUGCAGGCAACGCUGGAAAAAUGGCAUGUUCCGGGCAUGUCGGUCUCGGUCGUGGAAGGCGACUACACCUGGGCAGAGGGCUAUGGCAUCGCGUCAAUGCCAUCAACCCCCGUAACGCCAUCCACGCUGUUUUACGCUGGCAGCACCACCAAGGCCUUCACAGGCGCAAUGAUGGGCAUGCUCGUCGAAGACAACGACACUUAUCCGCAAGUCCAAUGGGACACACCAGUCAGCCAGCUGAUCCGAGACGAUUUCGUGCUAAGCGAUGAGUACGCAACCCAGCACAUCACCAUCGAAGACAUCCUGUCGCACCGGUCGGGCCUACCGCCCCACGACCAGGCCUAUGGCCAUCAUCUCAGUCGCGGCGUAGCCGUGCGAGAAAUAGUCCGCCAGAUCCGCCAUCUGCCUCUGACAGCGCAGCCGCGCACACGAUUCCAGUAUUGCAACCUCAUGUUCGUCGUGGCUUCGCACGUCAUUGAGACGUUGACGGGAAAAUGGCUGGGCGAUUCGCUUGCUCAGCGCAUUUGGACCCCACUAGACAUGAAUGCCACGUUCUUUAGUUUGGAGGAUGCUCAGCAUGCCAAAGAACACCUAGCGCAUGGAUAUGCUUACUCCCCGGGGCAUGGCGGCAGUGACGAGAACGGCUAUCGCGAAGUCGGGUGGAUGAGCGUCGAUGAAGUCUCCGGUGCUGGAUCUGUGAUCACUAACGUACUGGACUAUGCCAAAUGGGCACGCUCGCUAAUGCGCAAGACACCGCCGCUGUCAAAGCAAGUGCACAAAGCGAUAUGGGAACCGCGAACUUUGAUUCCAGGCUCGGAGGAGGAGGAGAAGAAACAGCCCUACACUGGGCCCAUGGCUUACGCGCUCGGAUGGUCUACUGGAGUCUACCAGGGAUAUCAGUUUUAUGAGCAUACAGGCGGCAUGAACGCCUUUGGGGCGGAGCUGAUCUUGUUUCCUGAUCUGCAGUACAGUGUGGCUCUGUUGGCGAAUACGGCGUCGACGUCGAAUUUCGCCGCUAAAAAGAUUGCCUUUCAUCUAAUUGAUGAGAAGCUUGGUGUGCCAGUGGAGCAGAGGUUUGAUUGGGAUCGAUACUAUACAACCCACCUGGAGAAACUGAAAGAAAAAGCGGAAAAUUCAGUCCAAUACCUCUAUCCAUCCCUUCCUUCCCCUACGCUCCCCGCCACACUGCCGCUAUCUGCAUAUGCCGGCACUUAUUAUCACCCUGGCUACCAAACAGUCACGGUCUACCUCGAUGAAUCCAACGUGCUACGUGCAGACCGGUCCUUUAUCACUUUCCCGCAGUACCUUAGCUUCGAGCAUGUGAGCGGGGAAUACUUCCUGGUCCGAUCCGUUCAUGAUUGGGACUACGGCACGCUGUUCCCGACUGUUUAUGCGGCCGAGUUCAGGCUUGGAGCGGAUGGACGCGCGAGUGAGCUGGGGAUUGGCUGGGAGGAGGAGAUGAAGGGGGAGAAGCUUUGUGUUGCUGCUGAGCCUUUCACGCCCGUCAUGAACCCUUCUGAGCUGGCCCGGCUGAAGACUGUCAAUUCAAGUAAACCCCAGCUCACGCAUUCCAACUCGAAACAAUCCGUUGCAGCCUCGGACGAUUAUUUCUCUCUGCAUUCCGAUCAGUCCUCCACAAAGAGCUCCAACAGCAAGGUGACCGUGGUGCGGUAUACCACGCCGCAAUCACACUUGCCCUCACAUUCUUCAUCGGCUCAACAUUCUUCGGCAAACCUAGCCAAACCUCAGUCACAGUCACGAUCGGCAGAAGACAUGAAGAAGGCUCGCCCCGCUUCUUCAGCUGCAGCUGCAGCUGCAACUGCAACUACUCCGGCCCAUGCUCGACGACAUACCGAAUCAUACAAUCGACCAGCAACUUCAAAUUCCGUUCGAUUUGGAGCCACGCAAGUCAGUGAAAUCAGCCCUGCACGACACAUACAGGAUCCAAGACAGCAUAUUAGUGGAACGACUCCCGGUGUCGAUGAUAGUCCUUACCUGCGCUUUGCCAUUGACCAACUGACUCGCGAUGAGGAAGUCGCUGGUGUUGGGCGGCAUGGUUCCGUAGUCAGCGCUGACUAUUCGGUUGAGAGAAUUGUUCCCGAUGAGAACCUGGGGUACUACUAUCGCAGCGGACCGACCACGGUUGAGAUUGGAAAACCAGCCAGUCGCCAGGGGUCGUCUAAUUCCGCAGGCACAGAGAAACAAGGAGCAAAGGCUGUCUUUGUAGCUGUGGAGCCAGGUGUCAACGAUGCUCGCCAUCCACCACUGGACUUUGUCCCUGUAGUCCUGCGGCCUUGGGCUUUGGCUAUUUACAUCUUUUUGGUCCUGUGGAUGAUUGCCGGCGUGGUCUUUUCAAACGUGUGGUCUCAGCGACAUGAUGGUAUCUGGGACUGGGACGGUGUUGGUACUUCACGAUACUUUGUCGCACAAUUUCUGCCUCAAUUACUCGCAGGAUUGAUUGUCCUCUGGAAUUUGGUCUUGCAGGCGGCUAUCUACCGCGUAAUGCCGUUUUGUAUCAUGGCAUCUGAACGACAAAAAGCUGGAGCGCUGCAAAACCUCCCUAUCUUGGCGCGCAACCAUCUGCUCCCAGACUUUGCUCAUUUUCGAUAUGGCGAGCCUCUUGUCGCAGUGGGAUUGCUUGCAAUGUGGCUGACCGACUUCUUCACUAUGCCAUUGAUCAGCUGUCUUUUCCAGGCAAAAUACUAUACGAUCAAUGACCAAGGUACCUGGCGGUGGACUACAUCGCAAGUUGUGGGCUGGGUUGUCGUUGGCCUUUAUGCCCUGUUGGUAAUUGCACUGGGCUUGGUGAUGGCUCGUUUUGUCAGGAGCUGGACUGGUCUGCUGUGGGACCCGAUCAGCCACGCAGACCUCAUUCCACUGAUCCAGCGAUCGAACAUUCUCCGAGAUUUUGAAGGUUCCGAAACCAGCGUAUCCGUUCGUGAUAUGCUUCCCCUCCGGACCCUGCGUCUUGGCUACUGGCGACUGAUGGACAAGGAGGAUAUCUUUUAUGGCAUUGGUGAGGAGUACGCCUCCGGAGACAUGCCGGCACCUGCUUCACCAACAAGAAAUGAGAAACGACCUGUUACACGUUCUGACCCAGUUUUUGAAGACUUGGAACAGCAGAGCUUUCUCAGAAACGAGUCCUUUGAGCGCACAUUGCAUUCCCCCUUUAUUCGAUUUCGAUGGACGACGUGGUUCUUGCGGGAUUUUGCCAUAAUAGCCUGGAUUAUAAUCGUGCUGGGUUUAUUCAUCGCUUUCGUCGUAGUCAGCUUCGUUCACGAGGCCAUUUCCCAGGGAUUCUUGCCCUUGGUCCCGACACUGGCAUCAGCAAAUGGGUUCUCGGCAUCGAACUUCCUAUUCAGCUUCAUCCCUGGACUGAUUGGAAACUUCCUAUUUCUCGCCUGGCAACCAAUUGAUGUCUACAUGAGAGCACUGCAGCCUUUCGCAGCCAUGUCCAGUCCCGAAGGCGCCAUAGCAGAGAGAAGCUUGCUUCUAUCGUACCCGGCCUGUCUUCCAUUCGAGGUGACAUUUCUUGCUUUCGUCGCCAAGCACUACAAAGUUGCGUACAUCUCGCUGAUGAGCUUGCUUUUUCUCGCAAUCCCGAUUCUGAGCGGGGGUGUCUUUAUUGCCCUCUGGUACCCUGUUCAGAGCGAGGUGCGCAUUGCCGCUGAUCUGCCUGCGUUCUAUGUCCUGGUAGCGUUUUGCGGUCUGUACGCACUUUCGUACUUGGUUAUCUGGCCUCGCCGCCACCGUUAUCUGCCCCACGAUGUAUCCACGCUGGCAGACCUGAUCAGUUUCCUCUACCAGAGCCCGCUUUUGUAUGACCAGGUGCUGCGAGAGCCACGCACGAAGACAGACCUUGUCACACGAUUGGUUGUCACGCCGCCGACUGAACGCACACAGCCGCUGUAUGGCUUUGGCAUUUACAAGGGGCUUGACUGGAAGGAUCAUCUAGGUGUUGAUCGUUUCACGCGUGCUGGCAGGGCGGAUAUGCUGAGUCCCUUUGCGAGUGAUCAAGUCGACACAUCCCCUGACCUCAAUCAUUAUCGACGCUCUCUGAGUCGACAUUUGGCACAGUCCACGUCGCCUGUCUCGUCUACCUCAGCUGCUUCAUGUCAAUCUUCUCAAUUGGUAGAUUCAGUUCCAGAGGACAUGCUCAACGACACGAAGAUAACAGUCGUAGUCAACUUUGACGCAUCAAGCUCGAUGCUUCAAGACGUUGAGGUGUGCAUAUUUUGGUACGCCGUGUUCGAAUUCCUGCGUCUCGAAGUACUCCUCUCAAAACACGACGUCGCUUUUGGUCUGAUUGUCUUCAAUUCUGUCGUCGAAGAAAGCUGGACUGGACACAAACACAACAUGUCAUGGCUGCUCAGAAGAUGGCUAAAUCCCUCAACAGAGGAAAACUCCCAGCCAGUACCAACAACAACUACAGCAGCAGCAGCGACCGCAUCAGUAGGCGACAGCCAAACACCGACUCUACAACAACAGCAACAGACACAAAAUAAGCCUCCACGCCUCAUCCCCAACAACCUCAAACUCCUCCUCGGCGGCCUCGUCUUCUUCUCCCUCUCCUCCCUCGUCACCCGCCGCACCCUGAUCCGCAAACACCUUGCCGGCGUACCAUCCUUCUACACAUCCAGCGUGUACCACAAGCCGCACGUGAACGGCGCCCUCGACGCCUUUGAAGCACUCAACCUCGCCACCAUAAACACAUUCGCAGCCGCCAUGAUCCUUGCCGGCGGCACCCUGUGCGUCCUCGACAUCGACUCUGUGGAUGCUGCGCGCGCUCGGCUGCGAAAACGGCUCGGUUAUUCUUCAUCGCUGGAAGGCGGUGGUGGUGCGGGAGUGCCGCCGACAAAGGAGGAAGAAGAACAAUUUGAGCGCGAUAUGGAGGCUUGGUUGGAGAAUGUGUUGGGUAAGAAGGAUUUGAAGGAGGUUAGGAGGAGGGUCGAGGCGGCAAAGGCGGCGAGAGAGGAGCAGGAAAAAUAG